Messenger RNA from Musa acuminata AAA Group (dessert banana), 2703 nucleotides. RefSeq names its product LRR receptor-like serine/threonine-protein kinase GSO1. Bases 1 to 2703 code for a protein of 900 amino acids. The transcript is spliced from 3 exons. NCBI's taxonomy places the organism in Eukaryota, Viridiplantae, Streptophyta, Magnoliopsida, Zingiberales, Musaceae. The record is from RefSeq and is a predicted model, not a curated record. Gene Ontology annotation, molecular function: protein binding.
AUGGAGGGCAAACCACACUGCUUCGCAUCUGCAUGUGCCUUUUGGCCAUCGUCUUUAACGUUUCUAAUUCUUAUGCUCUCAUGUCCUCUGGCCUCAUCGGCUUCCAUAUCCACCUUGAAUUCAAGCAACGAGAACAUCGAUCGCCUCGCGCUCCUGUCCUUCAAGUCCCUCGUGUCCGAUCCAUUCCGAGCAUUGGCCUCCUGGAACGAUGAAUCCCUCCAUUUCUGCCGGUGGCGAGGUGUGACAUGCCGCAACCAGAGUCAUCUGCCGAGGGUCACAGCUUUGGAACUGGAGUCUCUCGAUUUGGCCGGUAAGAUCUCUCCAUCUCUAGCCAACCUCACCUUCCUCCGGAGGCUCCAACUCGCCGACAACCGACUUCACGGUCCCAUCCCGCAGGAGAUCGGCCUGCUUUCCCAUCUUCAACGUCUAAACCUGAGUUCCAACGCUCUAAGAGGAGCCAUCCCACACAACCUUGGCCGCUGCUCAGAACUACAAUAUAUGGAUUUGUCAAACAAUCUCCUCGAAGGAGAGAUUCCCAAUGAUCUCGGUGCCUUGUCAAAGCUGAAAAUUCUCUACCUCGGGGGCAACCAUCUUAAAGGAAGCAUUCCUCCAGAUAUAGGGAAUCUCGUCAGUCUAAGAGAACUUUAUUUGCAUGAAAACCAACUCAUCGGUUCUAUCCCAUCUGAGAUCGGAAACAUGACAAGUUUGACGACUCUUUCUUUGGCUGUCAACCAGCUUUCAGGAUCUGUUCCUCUAGAGAUCGGGAAACUUGUCAGGCUUGAAGAACUAUACUUGGACGUUAACCAACUCACAGGUAAUGUUCCUACUUCAGUAGGGAACCUCACUCCUCUCGUCUUUCUUGAACUCUCACAUAAUCAACUUACAGGCGUCAUCCCACAAAACCUUAGCCAUUGCUCCGAACUACAAUACAUUUACCUGGGAAAUAAUACACUUGAAGGAGAGAUUCCUAGUGAUAUCGGUUCUUUGUCAAAUCUGAAGCUUCUCGCACUCGGGGGCAACCACCUCAGAGGAAGCAUACCUCCAGAAAUUGGGAACCUUGCGAAUUUGAUUGCUCUCGAUUUGUCAAGCAACAACCUUGAACAUUCUAUUCCUCCGGAGAUCGGGAAUCUCGUCAGUCUAAGAGAACUUUAUUUGCAUGAAAACCAACUCACGGGCAAAAUCCCAUUGGAGAUUGGAAACCUUUCGAAUCUGACUAUUCUUGACAUGCCUCGCAAUAAGCUUUCGGGAUCUGUUCCUUCAGAGAUUGGGAACCUUGUCAGACUCGAACAACUUUACUUGAAUAGCAACCAAAUCACCGGCGUCAUUCCUGCCUCGAUAGGGAACUUGACUUCUCUUAUUUUGCUUCAAUUCUCGUAUAAUCAACUUGUAGGGGACAUCCCACCCAACCUUAGUCACUGUUCAGAACUACAAUAUCUUUAUUUGGGAAAUAAUACACUUGAAGGAAAGAUUCCGAGCGAUAUCAGUUCCUUGACAAAGUUGAAAUUUCUCUACUUAGCGUACAACCGUAUCACAGGAAGCAUUCCUCCAGAAAUUGGAAACCUUGGGAAUUUGUCUGUUCUUAGUUUGUUUAGCAACCGUCUCACAGGAAGCAUUCCUUCAGAAAUUGGAAGCCUUGUGAAUUUGAAUGAUCUCAGUUUGUAUAGCAACAAACUUGAAGGCCCUGUUCCACGGGGGAUCGGGAAUCUUGUCAGACUAAGUAUACUUCUUUUGCAUGAUAACCAACUCACUGGAAUUAUACCAUCUGAGAUUGGAAACCUCGUGAAUCUAACUGUUCUCGAUUUACUGUCCAAUGGCUUUGUGGGCCCAGUUCCUGCAGCGAUCGGAAACCUCACUUCCCUCACUUAUCUUGGAGUGUCAUUCAACAAUCUUGGAGGGGUCAUCCCACCCUCCAUUUGGAACCUCUCCUCUCUCAGAACCCUAGAGCUCCAGAGCAACCACUUUACCGGGUCUAUUCCGCGGGAUAUGGGAAUCACACUUCCCCUUCUUGAAGCACUACACAUCAACGACAACCAGUUUUACGGGCCUCUUCCAAUUUCACUGUCGAAUGCUACCAACCUCAUCGACAUUCUACUAUAUAAGAACAGAUUCACAGGCACCAUACCCAGAGGUUUGGGAUCCUUACAGAAGGUAGAUCACUUUGAUCUUAGUUAUAAUCAGCUAGAAGCAAGGAAUGCUGUCGAAUGGGGCUUCCUGGAUGAUUUAGCCAACUGUAGCAGCCUGAAAUAUUUGCAAAUAACAAGCAACAAGCUCGGAGGCUUCCUGCCACGAUCGAUCGUCAAUUUUUCUACAACCCUGGAAUGGUUUGAAAUCGACGACAACCAAAUAGCUGGGAGCAUUGCGGCAGAGAUCGGCAACCUGGUUUCUUUGACCUCGGUUCGGAUGAACUCGAACCUUUUCACUGGUAAAAUCCCUGCAACAGUGGGAAACCUUUCGAAUUUACAAAUAAUGGACUUGAGUAGGAACUACUUCACAGGAGAAAUCCCAGCAACCCUUGGCCAUCUAACUCAGCUAUUCGAACUCCGCCUGCAUUCGAAUCAACUGCAAGGAUCCUUACCUCCGAGUCUUGGAAACUGCCCUCUGAAUCUCUUGGAUCUUUCAGUCAACAAGUUAAAUGGCACAGUGCCGAAAGAAAUUAUGGCCAUCCCCACCCUCACCAGGUACAAUUCCAAGAACCCUUGGUGA